Molecule: messenger RNA, 1615 nt
Organism: Cuscuta campestris
Lineage: Eukaryota; Viridiplantae; Streptophyta; Magnoliopsida; Solanales; Convolvulaceae
Source: the annotation of a GenBank genome assembly
CGCACAAUUGCACGGCCAAGCACGCCACCAGCGGGCCGGCGGCAACCACAGUCCAGCGGCCAGCCGGGAACCAUCGCCCACCAAACCCAUCAGCCGCCGAUUCCGCUCAUCUAGCCGACAGCUGUAACUUCCGAGUCCGGCAAAGCUAAGAAUUUCGUGAGCGUUACCCAUUACUAAGAUCUGCCCCUGGUCACAAGCUCAAAAGAAGGAACACAGGAUGGCUGCUCAGCCUCUCCAAACCUUAAACAUUCCAAAAACCCAUCACAGAAGUCUCUCCCUCUAUAAUAAUCAACCUAGGAUUCCAUCCUGUCGAUCACCAUCAUCAUCACUCAAAGCAUUUCCAAGAAUGAGGAACAAAUACCCACCAAUAUAUGCCGCAUCAGCAGAGCCUUCUGUCCAGCAGCAAAAUCAAAACUUUCCGGUACUUCAGGCAUUGAGUGACAGUGAUCGCAAGGAGGAGGCCAUGGUUUCCAUCAAAAACUCGCUUUCCAAUUGUUUGUCCGAGACCCACCUCGAUUUAACUGUCCCUGCCCUCAAAUCAAAGAUCCGCGGCAAGGUUAGGGAUAUAUACGACGGAGGGGAUUAUCUUGUUCUGGUGACGACUGACAGGCAAAGUGCAUUUGAUAGGAUUCUUGCUUCAAUUCCCUUCAAAGGCCAGGUGCUGAAUGAGACUAGUUUAUGGUGGUUCAACAGAACUCAACACAUUAUUCCCAAUGCAGUAGUAGCAUCACCAGACCGGAAUGUCACUAUUGCAAAGAAGUGUUCAGUGUUUCCUGUUGAAUUUGUUGUUAGAGGAUAUGUGACGGGAAGCACGGAUACAUCACUCUGGACUGUUUACAAGAAUGGGGUUCGAAAUUACUGUGGCAAUGUCCUCCCUGAUGGACUGGUGAAAAACCAAAAAUUGUCAGCAAACAUACUUACCCCAACUACUAAAGCUGCUGAUCAUGAUGUACCUGUAACCCCAGAUGAGAUAGUUCAACUAUGGCUAAUGACCCAAGAUGAGUAUGACGAAGCAAGUAGGAAAGCCUUGAGCUUAUUUGAAUUUGGGCAGCGUGUUGCACUAGAACACGGAUUAAUACUGGUGGACACAAAGUAUGAAUUCGGGAAGGGGCCUGAUGGAACUGUUCUUUUGAUCGAUGAGGUGCAUACACCCGACUCAAGCAGAUACUGGAUCGCUCGUUCUUAUGAGGACCGCUUCCAUGAUGGUCUAGAGCCUGAAAAUGUCGACAAGGAAUUUCUGAGAUUGUGGUUUAAAAACCACUGCAAUCCGUACGAGGACAAGGUUUUGCCUGAAGCUCCACAAGAACUCGUAGCUGAACUAGCCUGGCGUUACAUUUUCUUGUAUGAGACGAUAACGAAGUCUAACUUUGAGCUUCCCUCAACAGAGGAGCCAAUCCAUGAUCGAAUCUCCCGAAAUGUUUCUCGAGCUCUUUCUUCUCUCUUGUAACCGGGUGGCACGCCACCACCACCGACCUCUCUAGUACUCAGUUGGGGAAGACAAUUUCGUGAUCUUAUAGAUAGACUAAAAGUUUGAAAUAAAUGUUUUUGGCAUUAUGAAAAUACUUAUUAUUGCGUUUCAUAAUAAUAACAACAAUAAUAAAAAGGAAUUGUAUUU